AUGACCCUAAGCUUUUUUGAUCAGUUUGCAAUUCCCAAUAUGCUAGGAGUCCCCCUUAUUAUCCCAGCUUUAUUCUUUCCAUUAAUUAUUUGAUUUCCAACCAGCCGCCUUAUUCAAAACCGCUACUCAACCAUUCAAUCCUCACUCAUUAUUAAUGCAACAAAACAAAUAAUACUACCUGUUAAUAUUGCAGGACAUAAAUGAGCAAGUACUUUUAUAGCACUAUUACUAAUACUAAUACUAUUUAAUACCCUAGGACUAUUACCUUAUACUUUUACCCCAACCACCCAACUUUCAAUAAAUAUAGCUCUCGCCAUUCCAACCUGACUAAUAACAGUCUUAAUUGGCCUACGAAAUCAACCAACAGCUUCACUGGGCCACCUUCUCCCAGAAGGCACACCAACACCAUUAAUUCCCAUAUUAGUAGUAAUCGAGACUGUUAGUUUAUUUAUUCGUCCAAUUGCAUUAGGCGUACGCUUAACAGCCAACCUAACAGCCGGACAUUUAUUGAUUCAGCUUACUUCAACAGCAGUAUUAGCCCUUAUUAGUACUAUAACUCUAACUGCAUCAAUAACUCUUAUUGUCUUAAUUCUAUUAACCUGCUUAGAAAUAGCUGUUGCCUUAAUUCAAGCAUAUGUCUUCGUACUACUUCUAACCCUUUAUUUACAAGAAAAUAUC
This is a messenger RNA of Podarcis lilfordi (Lilford's wall lizard), 678 nucleotides long. The record is from the annotation of a GenBank genome assembly. NCBI's taxonomy places the organism in Eukaryota, Metazoa, Chordata, Lepidosauria, Squamata, Lacertidae.